GUCUGUGCUGUCCUCUUUCUUUCUCUCUCUCGCUCUCUACACUCAUCGCAUCAUUCUUCUUCGUUUUCUUUUCCCGCAGUGUGCGUGUUUUUCUGUGUUUCCCCCUCUCUCUCUCUCUGUGGGUGUUUCACCUCCACUCCCUUUCGCUCGUUCUCUCCCCUUCCGAACUCGAAUCCCUUUGGAGGGAGUGUGUUCGUCUCUCCCCUCCUCUCCCGUCCUCUCCCCUUCCCUCCUCUCCCCUCCUCUGCCCUUCCCUCCUCUCUCCUCCUCUCCUCCUCCUUUCCUCCUCCUCUCCUGUGCUUCUGCCGUCCUCUUCCCUCCUCUCUCCUUUCUCUGCCCUCCCUUUCUCUCCUGUAUUUGUGUUGGCCCUUUCUCUCCCCUCCUCGGUCUCGACAAGUUUUCUGUGCGAUAAGACGGUCAUGGCACCUCCACUUGGACAUGGCAGAACUGGAGUUAUCGCCGAGGUUCGAUCCGUGCCCUCCACUACUCGUGUGACUUCCAAGACCUUGAAGACGCCGUUACUUUCUCCUCGUAGAUUCGGUGUACUGAGUCCUAAUAAUGACGAGACGGAGCGGCAGCGCGCGCGUGACGCGCGCGCGGCUGCGCAGAAUCUGUUCCGCGCAUCCGGCGCUGAAAAAGGGCGGCAAGAUGGCGCAGUCGGCGAGGAGACAGGGGAUGGUCGAUCGGGAUCGGGAUCGGGGGGUGGGCUGAAUCGCCAGCAAGUGCUCGAUCUCUAUCAGAAUUGCAUAAAGCUGGCAUCGGAAAACAAAAUCACCCAGAAAAACACUUGGGAUUUACAACUCAUUGACCACAUCAGCGAUAUUGUGAAGUCUGAAGUGGAUGACCAGAACCAGACUAAUUUCCAGAAGGCAAGCUGCACUCUUGAUGCAGGUGUGAAAAUUUAUUCGUGCCGGGUUGACUCCUAUCAUUCAGAAGCUUUCAAAGUCCUUGGCAGUCUCAGUUCUACUGCGGCAGAACCACGAGCAGAUGGGGAUAAAGAUGGUGAACUUGCUGGAGCUGGAGAUGAGAACGGCGAAGAAGAUGACCGAGGCGAAAGAGCACGCCCUGGAAAAAGGGUAUCUGGCCCAUCCACUACGUUGGAGUCUACAUUGGAUGCUCUUAACGUGAAAAGAUUUGACGCUACACUUGCUGUGGACCCUCUUUUUCAUCAGACCUCAGCGCAAUUUGAUGAAGGUGGUGCCAAAGGUCUCCUCCUGAACAAUCUCUCUGUUCACAGAGGGCUUGAGAUUAUUUUUGAUUCGGCUGAAGUGCCGGACAAGUGUGCGGCAGAGGACGCUUCAGAGGCCGCCAUGACAGGGAGGGGAAAUGCGGUCAUUGACCUUUCGCCCACCACAGAUAAGCUUGCGGCCAAUUGGAUAUGUGCUUUUGAAUCGAUGGAGAUCACUCCAUCUUUGAGGGAAAUUAUGGCGCUGCUAGAAGAUCCUGCACGCACUGCUGCAGAAGCGGAACUAGCAUCUGAGGGUCCUCAUGCAGAGAUGAAAUUUUCGUCGCCGGAUUUCGGAGAAAAAGGUGCUCAGAAUGACAUUCCAGCUGAUGUCAAUGAACCGGGAGAAGAAGCUGGACCAGGUUCGGUCGACGAUGGAGUUGUUGAAGAUCAAGAGCUGAGCGAUGGAGACGUGGCCAGUGGUUUUGAUGGAGGAGGAUAUGAUGAUUUUAAUGAUGGUGGAUUCAACCAAGAGGGCGGAGAAGGCCAUGAGAAUAACGGAGAAGAUGACUGCGCUGAAUCUCCAUUCAACCCUGGGGAUAGCAAAUUAAAGACCAUGAAGGAUUGUGAGCAGGCAGUUAAUUGGCUAACAGCAGGAAGAACUGGCUUAACGGCAAAGUCUAAUGCAUGGGCUGGUCCUGACCAUUGGCGUUUUACUUGGCAUAAAGAUGCGAGUGCUACUGUGGAAUCUCAUUCAUCUGAUGGUGACGGCCAGCAUCAUAAAGCUGAUAAAGCUGGAGGCAAAGCAAAGACAGUGAAGAAGCAGCCCCUGUUCAUUGACUUUUUCCAUCCCCCAGAGAUCGAUGUGAGCUUGUUCCAACCUCCUAAAGAUGAGAAAGAGACACUAUUUGUGAAGCGAACGGGUGGGAAAUCCACUGACAGUUACUUGCUGCCUGAUGAUCAUCACUAUGAUCCAUUGCGCCUCAUCUCGCUGGACCUCCGACCAAAUGUCAUGUGCGUGACUAGAAGUACUGGUAAAGGGCCUUCAGGUUUACAGGCAAUGUUUGGUGGUGAAGAAGGCAUGGAUGAUAAUGAUGCUGAUGACGAUGAUGAUGGCGGCGGGGGUGACCCUCAUGGUGGAGGGCAUUUUGAAGGCGCGUGGGAUGAUGACACGUGCCUCAAUUCUCCUGUCCCAGACGGGAACUGUGGUCCAGACUAUGCAGACGAAGCUCCCGGGCAAAAAGCGGGCGACAAAUCCUCCGAGCAUACACCUGAGAUGGACAGAUUAUUGCCUCGCCCAAGACAGGUGAAACAAAUCGAGGUUACAUAUGCAAGGAGAGCGAAACAGGUGGAUGUGAAGGUGCUCAAGGAAACCUUGUGGAAAGGCUUGCACAAACUUGCCUCUCAUCAACAGGAGGAACGAAGAAGUGGGCUUGUCGAUUCGCCGGAGGGGGGGAUGGAUGGGCAGCAAGAAGAGCAAACACGCAUAGGUGGUCAGCAAUGUUCUGCCAAUGCUGCGGCCGCAGUGUCGUUCAGGGAGCUUUUGAAAAGGUUCCCGGCAGAUUGCAGAGCGGCGGAGAGCUUGGCCGACAUCUCCGUUCACAUGUGUUUCAUCUGCUUGCUGCAUCUCGGAAAUGAACACGGUUUGAGGAUCGAGGGCUCCGACUCCCUGGAGGAAGUGACUGUUUAUAACAUUGGGUAGGGACUUGAGAAAGAAGAUGUCAAAAGAGAAAAAAGAACGAAAAAAAAAAAAAGAAAAAAAAAGCGGAUAUGAUUGGAACUCUCGA
This is a messenger RNA of Chara braunii, 2952 nucleotides long. Lineage: Eukaryota; Viridiplantae; Streptophyta; Charophyceae; Charales; Characeae. The record is from the annotation of a GenBank genome assembly.